Aaosphaeria arxii CBS 175.79 is the source of this 1566-nucleotide messenger RNA. RefSeq lists its product as uncharacterized. The record is from RefSeq and is a predicted model, not a curated record. Lineage: Eukaryota; Fungi; Ascomycota; Dothideomycetes; Pleosporales. Gene Ontology annotation, biological process: regulation of DNA-templated transcription. The transcript is spliced from 3 exons. Bases 1 to 1566 code for a protein of 521 amino acids. Gene Ontology annotation, molecular function: zinc ion binding; DNA-binding transcription factor activity, RNA polymerase II-specific.
AUGGAACUCGAAGCAUACCGCCGUUACCCUCACCAGGCAUCCUACGACUAUCCUGUAGAAUGUCCUGGUGCCAGUCAUGCAUCACAAGGUGGUAACGUAGGCCGGCAAGAUCCGCGAUUAUAUCCCAUGGGGGCUCCAGGGCAGGGCCCUCGAGGCAGAGGAGUGACCCGGGAGGAAGAAACUCCGCCAGCGUCGAGACGUCGAAUAUCGGUAGCAUGCGGCAGAUGUAGACGACGAAAGAUACGCUGCAGCGGUGAUCCAGGAGACGGAUCAGGUUGUUUCAACUGCAGAUCAGCUGGUGUUGACCCAGCUUACUGUCUAUUCCACCGUGUCGGCUCGACGGAGGCUUUAGACGCUCUUGAGAAACACUGUGAGAAGAACUGCAUGCAUGCGUCGACAUUCCCAAAUAACCCGUACUUGAACUUGACUCCAAUGGUACCGACUUGUGUCUCAAUGCCCAUCCACUCUCGCCCCAUCAGUCAGCCUCACUAUCCUCAGAUCGUUACGAGCCAGCCGUUUCAACCAACCUGGACGAUCCCAUAUUCUGAAGAUACCUCACCAAUAGAAGCAUACAACCAGGACACCGCAGGUAUCUUCAUGCCCAGUACUCAAAUGAUAUCAAAUGUCUACGACCAGGGAUAUCGCUGGCACCAGGACAAUCAUAGAGCUGCCCAGAAUCUGCGGUGCCUCGAACAUGAUAGUGGUUCAUCAUCUAUGUCCGAUGGAAUGACCCAGAUUUCUGCCCCUCCUGUGCUUAUAGCGGCUCCAGUGGAUCCACUUUCUCCAUUAUCGCCGCUGAAUAUGACCUCAAUAGAGUCCGCACUCCCUCUGACUUUGCCCAAACGACCACAUCCCCCUCAGAAUCAGAUGCAGAUUCUCGACACUUCGGCUCCCCAGCGACGCUUACCAAUACCCCAACCAAGUUCUACCCCGGCCUCAAGAAACAUUGUCGAUCAGAUGCAAGAUCAACGGCUCCGUGCAUCAUCGAUUUCAACCAAUGAUGCGACAACAAAGACUAGCCUAUACCGCAAACUGCCACUGUGGCCUGCAGUAGGGACACAAUCAGAUGUGAAAGUCACACUAUCCCAGAAUUCUCAAUCGCUCAGUGAAGAAGUUUUAAUGCCAACUACCGUUCCGGUCUCUGUUCCAAUUGCCGAGGAAACAACUGUGGCAGUCGCGCCUGAUGUAAAACCCACCAUCCAAGACUCAUCUACAACCUUGUCUCAGGCUCCAACGAGUGGUGUCAGCUUCACCACAGCUCCGCUCCUGGAAAUGUUGCCGGUUUCGAUGCCAUCAACUACAUAUUCCAACUUCAGAAAUUGCCCUUCCACCACAGGCCCGACUUCUGACUUAAGCACCAGCUUUGGACGAAACUCAUCGGACAACGCCCCAUAUAGUCUGGGGGCUUCUGGGAAACGACACUCUACCGGAACUUUGUCAAGCGAAACUGGAAUGUCUCGUUACAUUCCACUCAACGCAAUAGGACCAUAUCAUCCCUCUGAAUAUCGCAAGCGCAAUGCAACUAAAAAUCGAUCGUCAAUGUCAAAAGUCAACCCGGCACAUUGA